CUGGCCUGCGAUGUUUGUAGAACCUUACAGCCAGUCUCCGCCACCAGGGAGCUCACUUCAUUCAGCUUUUCUGAGCCGUUAGGUACAAGUUCACCGUCACCAUGUCUGACACAGAGGAAGUUGAACAUGUGGAGGAAGUCGAAGGGGAAGAGAAGCCAAAGUUCAAACCCAGUGCCCCUAAGAUUCCUGAGGGGGACAGAGUGGACUUUGAUGACAUCCAGAAGAAACGCCAGAACAAGGACCUCAUGGAGCUGCAGUCGCUGAUCGAUGCUCACUUUGAGCAGAGGAAGAAGGAGGAGGAGGAGAUCAUCGCGCUCAAAGAGAGGAUUGAGAAGCGUAGGGCUGAGAGAGCGGAACAGCAGAGGGUCCGAGCUGAGAAGGAUAAGGAGCGCCAGGCGAGGCGUGAGGAGGAGAGACUGAGGAGGGAGGAGGCGGAGGCCAAGAAGAAGGCUGAGGAGGAGGCCAAGAAGAAGUCAGCCCUGUCCAGCAUGGGUUCCAGCUAUAGCAGCUACUUGCAAAAGGCUGACCAGAAGAGAGGUAAGAAACAGACUGAGAGAGAGAAGAAGAAGAAGAUCCUGGCAGACAGACGCAAGCCCCUCAACAUUGACCAUCUGAAUGAGGACAAGCUGAGGGACAAGGCUAAGGAGCUGUGGGAAUGGAUGAAAACCCUGGAGUCUGAGAAGUUUGACCACCUGGAGAAGCUGAAGAGGCAGAAGUAUGAGGUCACAACACUACGUAAGAGAGUGGAGGAGCUGAGUAAAUUCAGCAAGAAGGGAGCUGCCACCCGCCGCAGAAAGUAGAGGGCCCCCCUCCUGGGAGGCGUUGGCCCCUGCAUGCCCGCACCCUUCAGCUUGGAGCUUGGAGCACCAUCUUGGGAGAUACCCUCCUGCUGCAGCAAUUCCCAUCACACGUAGAGCUAUGCCAUGGAAACGACUCGCUCUCGAUGUCUUAUCACCUGUUUGGUGUAGUGUGAAGUCCAACAGGAAAGCCGUUCGCUGCUGUCGUAGAAAUAGCAACCAUUGCGCCUUCUCACCCUGGACUGUUGUUUGGUUCUCAUUAUUUUUGUAAAUAAAGCAUGACACUUCUGCCUUA
Molecule: messenger RNA, 1092 nt
Organism: Megalops cyprinoides (Indo-Pacific tarpon)
Lineage: Eukaryota; Metazoa; Chordata; Actinopteri; Elopiformes; Megalopidae
Product: troponin T, fast skeletal muscle isoforms-like
Exons: 13
Coding region: 102-800 (232 amino acids)
Biological process (GO): muscle contraction; regulation of muscle contraction; sarcomere organization
Cellular component (GO): troponin complex
Molecular function (GO): troponin C binding; troponin I binding; tropomyosin binding
Source: RefSeq, a predicted model, not a curated record